UUUAAUUCAUCUUAUUCAGACUUCAGUGUAGGUUUGCAAAGAUUAAAGCAUGCUUUAAUCUUUGAUUGUAGGUAAUGUAAUAAAUGGUUAAAUAUUUUUUUUUCCUUUGUUGUACCAUAGGAUUAGCCCAAUGCUUGGGUUCACCUGAAAACAACGAUAAUCGAUGGAUUCACAAUUCAAUGGAUGUAAGUGACCUUCGAAGGAUAUUUCAAGUUGAAUCACCUCAACAAGUGCCCGAGUAUGAUCUCGUCCAUGUUCGAGUUAUCUCCAAGAGAGAAGCUCCAUCACCAUCAUUGUCACCUAAACUAUCGACAUUCUCAUCAAAUUCAUCAUUACCCUCUUCAUCAAAACCAUCAACCACAACAAAAACUUCAAAAUACAGUGAAGACUCCAAAAGGAUACAUCUACAGGUAUUUGGUAAAGAUUAUGAUUUACACCUGCAUCCAAAUAGUGAUUUUAGUGAAAGGAUAAAAGACAUGAAAGUUUUCAUCGCUGAAACCAAUCCUAAUGGGAAGUUAAGUUAUCAUGAAGAACCAAUUCAGGAACAACCUGAACUUGGAAAACCUUACCAUGAUCAUUUGAAUAUGGCUGCUGUACUAGUGAGUCAUGACCCGGAAGGAAGACUUCAAAUGGAUGGGACUUUGGGCAACAGUUUGGUGAUUAAACCCUUGAAUGCCCACAAGAAUGCCCAUGUCGUGUAUAAAAAGGAAUUUAAUUAUAUUGAUUCGGAUUACCUUGAAUUGGAACCGGGUUUAAAUUUAUACAGUUUAAAUGCUUCUCAAGCUCGGUCAUCUUACUCUUUGCCAUACAAUUCAGCGUCUUCCAUGAAUACCUCCAACCAACAUCAUGCUAAUCAACCUAAUGCAACCAAUUAUGGCGAUGAAAAUAAUAAUAAUAAUAAUAAUAAUAAGCAUCAUCGAUCGAAACGCCAAGCUCCUGAUACAGUGUGGCCUGAGGUACUUCUAGUGGUUGAUUAUGAUUCAUACAUAUUACAUGGAGCUAAUAGUCGAGAUGUUAAACGUUACUUCAUCAGCUUCUGGAACGGAGUUGAUCUACGAUAUAAAUUAUUGUCUCAUCCAACAAUUCGUGUUAGCCUGGCUGGUAUGAUUGUUGCUAAGGAUCGCGAUGCAACUCCAUACUUGGAACGUAAUCGUCUUCGUCCUCCUAAUGCUGAUGCUGUUGAUGCCGCUGGUGCCUUAACUGAUAUGGGUAAAUACCUUUACCGUGAGGAUAGAUUGCCGACUUAUGAUUUAGCUGUGGUGAUAACUAAACUUGAUAUGUGUCGCCGACGUUACGAAGGAGGUCGAUGUAAUCGUGGUACAGCUGGUUUUGCCUAUGUUGGUGGAGCUUGUGUUGUCAAUAAACGACUAGAAAAGGUUAACUCAGUUGCAAUUAUUGAAGACAGCGGAGGAUUUUCUGGUAUCAUUGUUGCUGCCCAUGAAGUUGGUCAUUUACUGGGAUGUGUCCAUGAUGGAUCUCCACCACCAAGUUAUUUGGGUGGACCUGGAGCUACACGAUGUCCAUGGGAAGAUGGCUUCAUUAUGAGUGAUCUUAGGCACACUGAACGUGGAUUCCGUUGGUCGUCUUGCAGUGUUGAACAGUUUAAACAUUUCCUUAACGGUGAAACAGCGACCUGUUUGUACAAUUAUCCGCACGAAAACCAGCUCCUUCCAAGAGUCCUGCCUGGCACCAUGCUCACGCUUGAUGAACAAUGCAAACGAGAUAGAGGAACCAAUGCUUGCUUUAAAGAUGCUCGUGUUUGUGCUCAACUUUUCUGCUUCGAUUCAGCCUCUGGUUACUGUGUAUCUUAUCGGCCAGCUGCAGAAGGAUCUCCGUGUGGUGAUGGACAGGUUUGUCGAAAUGGUAAAUGUCAAGCUGAAUUGGAAAACAUUAUUCCCGAUUAUACCCAUGUAACUCAGACAAUCAGUCGAUCACCAAACUCUCGAUCAAAUGAAAAUGUUAACAAUGACAACUCGGUUCCAGCAAGCAUUUCCCGUAGAAGCUCAGCUGCUCGUCCAAAAUCGCGGUCUUCUUCCGUUAGACCAAAUUUAAAAUCGUCUCCCGGUGAUAGCCUUUCAUCGGUAUCAUCUGAUUGCCAGGAUAAUGUUGAAAAAAUAGGUGGCUCUAUGAGCUGUGCACAGUUUCUUGAAAAAUAUAGUUAUCGUUAUUGUAAUCAUAACUACGUUAAACGCCAUUGCUGUGCAUCUCAUGCACUUCUCUGCAGCUCAGAGUGAUUAUGGGUUCAAGAGAAGCAUUUAGACAAUCAGAUAAUUAUUGGAUAAACUGGCCAAAUUUGUCCUUGUUAAUUGUGCUGCCUUUAAAAAUCUCUCUCUAUCUUUCAAUCCCUUCUUCCCUUUCCUUGCUCUUUUACUAUCUGCCUCCAAUUUUGUUGAUAUUUUUUUCCCAAAAACAAAUUUCAAUUCAAUCUCUGUCCAUGUUUAUGAUGUCCAAAAAACACCAAUCAACAAAACAAUCAAUCUGUAAAUAACUACUUUUUGGCACGAUCGACUUUUUAUAUACAUAUACAUAACAUUAUUUAUGAAAUUGAAAGAAAACAAGAACAAAACAAAAAUUCAAACUUAGUCAUCAAUUUUUCAUUCACUUUCAAAUCGUAAUGUAUCUUCUUCUUCCUCUUCUUCCUCUUCUUCUUCUUCUUCCUAAUCUAUUUAUUUUUCUCCCUCUCUCACUGUUAGAUUAUUUCAAAUGAAUUUUCCUCUUUUUUAAUCAAUCACAAUCUUUCCUCAAUUUAUAUUCAAAGUUUUUGUUUAAUAUUUGUAUUAUUAUUAUUACCUUUUUUUCAAUUGAAUUUUACCAAAUUUUCUUA
Tetranychus urticae (two-spotted spider mite) is the source of this 2824-nucleotide messenger RNA. RefSeq names its product sol narae metalloprotease (gene sona). Gene Ontology annotation, biological process: membrane protein ectodomain proteolysis. NCBI's taxonomy places the organism in Eukaryota, Metazoa, Arthropoda, Arachnida, Trombidiformes, Tetranychidae. Gene Ontology annotation, molecular function: metalloendopeptidase activity. The record is from RefSeq and is a predicted model, not a curated record.